CGGAGUCCGGAGCCGGCCGCCCCUGCGGACCGGACAGUGUGCCCGGCAGCCGGGACGGAACCCCUAGCACGCGACCGGGGCGCGGCGCAGGCGGCGGCGGCGCGGCGGGGAGGAGCCCGGGCCGGAACCAGGGCUGGGCCGGGGGCGGGGACGCCGGGGUCCGGGAGCUUGGGAGCCGGAGCGAGCUAACGAGCGUCGCUGGAGGACCGGGAAGGAGGACCGCGGGAUCCGGAACCAGCCCAGCUACCCCCCAAAGUGCGAUGCCCGGGAGGGGCUGAGGCGCGCGGCGAUCGGAGCGGGGAGGAGAGCCCGGGAGCGGCGCAGCGCGGAGGGGCAGCGCCGGCGGGCGGCGGCGGGCCCGGGCUGCGACCCGAGCGAGCCCCAUGCCCCGUGCGGGCUGACGGGCCGGAGCCCGCACCGAGCGGCUGGGCCGGACAGGUCCAGAUAGAGCGACAUGAUGGUGGAAUCUGCCUCGGAGACAAUCAGGUCGGCUCCAUCUGGUCAGAACGGAGUGGGCAGCCUUUCUGGGCAGGCUGAUGGCGGCGGUGGUGCAGGAACCACAGGCACAACCACAGGCAGUGCCGGCAGGGACAGGGACUGCCCGGGCAGAGAUGCUGCUAGUGACAGCAACGGCGAGAUGAGUCCCGCGGAGCUCCUGCACUUCCAACAGCAACAGGCUCUCCAAGUGGCCCGGCAGUUCCUGCUGCAGCAGGCCUCCAGCCUGAACUCCCAGGGGAACAAUGACAGCAAACAGUCGGCUUCUGCUGUGCAGGUGCCCGUGUCAGUGGCCAUGAUGUCGCAGCAGAUGCUCACCCCCCAGCAGAUGCAGCAGAUCCUGUCACCCCCGCAGCUGCAGGCCUUGUUACAGCAGCAACAGGCACUGAUGCUCCAGCAGCUGCAGGAAUAUUAUAAGAAACAGCAAGAGCAGCUCCAUUUGCAGCUUCUCACCCAGCAGCAGGCUGGGAAACAGCAGCCCAAAGAGGCUCUGGGGAACAAGCAGCUGGCCUUUCAGCAGCAACUCCUGCAGAUGCAACAGUUACAGCAGCAGCACUUGCUCAACCUACAGAGGCAAGGGCUGGUCAGCCUGCAGCCCAGCCAAGCCUCUGGGCCCCUCCAGACCCUCCCACAAGCCGUGUGCCCAACGGACCUGCCCCAGCUGUGGAAGGGUGAGGGUGCCCCUGGGCAGCCCGCUGAGGACAGCAUCAGGCAGGAGGGGCUGGACCUCGCCGGCACAGCUGCUACCGCUACCUCGUUCGCCAGCCCCCCCAAGGUCUCCCCGCCCCUCUCCCACCACCCCCUGCCCAACGGACAGCCCACUGUGCUCACAUCUCGGAGAGACAGCUCCUCCCAUGAGGAGACCCCUGGUUCCCACCCCCUUUAUGGACACGGAGAAUGCAAGUGGCCAGGCUGCGAGACCCUUUGUGAAGACCUGGGCCAGUUCAUCAAACACCUCAACACCGAGCAUGCGUUGGAUGACCGAAGCACAGCCCAGUGCCGCGUGCAGAUGCAGGUGGUCCAACAACUGGAGAUCCAGCUUGCCAAGGAGAGUGAGCGGCUGCAGGCCAUGAUGGCGCACCUGCACAUGCGGCCCUCAGAGCCCAAGCCUUUCAGCCAGCCAGUGACAGUCUCAGCAGACCCGUUCCCAGAUGGCCUCGUGCACCCCCCAACCUCGGCCGCUGCCCCUGUCACACCCCUGCGGCCCCCUGGCCUGGGCUCUGCCUCCCUGCACAGCGGGGGCCCUGCCCGCAGGAGAAGCAGUGACAAGUUCUGCUCCCCCAUCUCCUCAGAACUGGCCCAGAAUCACGAGUUCUACAAGAAUGCUGAUGUCAGGCCCCCCUUCACCUACGCCUCCCUUAUCCGCCAGGCCAUUCUGGAAACUCCAGAUAGGCAGCUGACCCUGAAUGAGAUCUAUAAUUGGUUUACUAGGAUGUUCGCCUAUUUCCGAAGAAACACUGCCACCUGGAAGAAUGCUGUGCGCCACAACCUGAGUCUGCACAAGUGCUUUGUCCGUGUGGAGAAUGUCAAAGGUGCUGUGUGGACAGUGGACGAGCGGGAAUAUCAGAAACGGAGACCACCAAAGAUGACGGGGAGCCCCACCUUGGUGAAGAACAUGAUCUCGGGCCUCAGUUAUGGAGCACUUAACGCCAGCUACCAGGCUGCCCUGGCAGAGAGCAGCUUCCCCCUCCUCAGCAGCCCCGGCAUGCUGAAUCCCGGCUCAGCCAGCAGCCUCCUGCCCCUCAACCAGGAUGAUGUGGGUGCCCCUGGGGAGCCACUGCCCAGCAAUGGCAACAGCAGCCCCCCUCGCCUCUCUCCUCCCCAGUACAGCCACCAGGUGCAAGUGAAAGAGGAACCUGCUGAGGCAGAGGAAGACAGGCGGCCGGGGCCUCCCGUGGGUCCCCCCAACCCCAGUGCUGUGGGGCCUUCGGAAGACAGGGACCUGGAAGAGGAGCUGCCAGGCGAGGAGCUGUCCUAAGCCGGAUGGGCAGGCAGGCAGGGCAGGCCAAGACCCUGCUGCCCAGCCCCUACCCCGGCCCACCCACCCCACUCUACAGCCCCUCCAACCUCAAGGCACUUCGGGGACUCAGACCCAGGAAACCUGGGCCAGCAGCUUCCCCUGCCACCUGACUGACAGACGCCUGGGGGCAGGCAUGUCCCUGCCCCCCGAGAGAACACAGAACCCCUGGUCUGGGACCCUUAGAGGACAUGGAGGGCGCAGACCCUCGGAGACCCUCCCCUGUAUCCCUAACCACCAGCAGCAGCGGCAGGGCCCUCCCCCCCCCAGUGCUUCCCUCCAGGGCCCCUCAGCACUGGGGAGACCCGCAGGCGGGGCUGAGCCACCCUGACACCCUGGCCCUUCAACUCCCUCUGCCCUGACUCUGGCAGUGUUUUCUGGCCAGAGGCCCUUCCUGAUUUACCUUCCCUUUUGCCUUGAUUUCCGAACUGUGAAGAUUAUUCUCCAGCCCCAGCUCCUAGCCCAGCAGGUUGGCUGGGAGUGGAAGUUGCAGACCAGCCCCUCAGCUGCUGGGGUAGAGCGAGUUCAAUAUGGGGUCUCUGCCCCUCUCCCCCUCACACCUGAAGACAGGACCCAAACCAUGCAGGCCUCCACCCCCACCCCAUUGGCUGGGUGCCUCUCCAGCACCCCAAUACCAGGAAGCACUGAGGCCUACCCCCCCCCAUGCUGGGUGCCUCCGUCUAGAGUGUUCUGUGCAGGUACAGGUGGUCCACUGCCACCUGCAGCUUGGAAAGCCAGGCUGGAACCAGCCCCCCCACCUGCAGGUCCCCCCACUGCAGUCCUCUCUCACCCCCCCUCACCAUCUCUUCCUGUCCCACCUCCCCAGUUAAAUGGAUGACCAAAGACCUUUCUUAUGCCGGAAGCAAAAA
This is a messenger RNA of Nannospalax galili (Upper Galilee mountains blind mole rat), 3381 nucleotides long. RefSeq names its product forkhead box P4 (gene Foxp4). Gene Ontology annotation, cellular component: nucleus. Gene Ontology annotation, molecular function: RNA polymerase II cis-regulatory region sequence-specific DNA binding; DNA-binding transcription repressor activity, RNA polymerase II-specific. The record is from RefSeq and is a predicted model, not a curated record. The transcript has 17 exons. Bases 455 to 2473 code for a protein of 672 amino acids. Gene Ontology annotation, biological process: regulation of transcription by RNA polymerase II. Lineage: Eukaryota; Metazoa; Chordata; Mammalia; Rodentia; Spalacidae.